Messenger RNA from Trematosphaeria pertusa, 640 nucleotides. RefSeq lists its product as uncharacterized. The record is from RefSeq and is a predicted model, not a curated record. Lineage: Eukaryota; Fungi; Ascomycota; Dothideomycetes; Pleosporales; Trematosphaeriaceae. Bases 93 to 578 code for a protein of 161 amino acids. The transcript is spliced from 3 exons.
CGGCCAUCCCCCUUCUUUUAGGAAUAUCAGUUACGUUUGCACUCAGCAUCAACUAGCCUCUUCGACCGCAUACCGUUGGAUCUAUACUCGCCAUGACAUGGGUCCAGACACCUUUCGCGAUGUUUCCGCUUGUGGAGGUACCGCAUAAGGUCAUAGAGAGCAUCUUCAAAGAAGGGCCGCGAAUUGCCGGGGUAUACUGUUACACACUCGCCCCCGAGAAGUACGAAGACGCACCGCAAAGAAAGGACCAACACUUCGAGGGUCAGAAGCCUCCUGUCCCCUCGGAUUAUAAGUCGCCGUUCCUUGGAAAGACCGUUGAAGACGUUGCGAAGUGGAUGCGGAAGAAACCUGAAAGCGUAAACUUCGACGAUCACCACUUCGUCCUGCUUGACAAGCGUGCGGAGAAGGACGGUACCGUCAUCGUCUGUCGUAUUGGUGGUAUGCUUUUGGACGAGCCCGAGGACUUGGACUAUAUGCGGAAGAGUGCGUUCGAAGCGAGCGCCAUGUUGCAGGGCAUGAACUAUGCGCAUUGGGAGGAGCGUGAGCGUGAGCCCGGGAAACCGGAAAUUGAAUAUUGAGCAAUACGGAAGAAAAACCGAAACGGAAGAAAUGAAGGAAUGAAAUCGAUUAAGCCACUUUC